Molecule: messenger RNA, 2653 nt
Organism: Populus euphratica (Euphrates poplar)
Lineage: Eukaryota; Viridiplantae; Streptophyta; Magnoliopsida; Malpighiales; Salicaceae
Product: 5'-AMP-activated protein kinase-like protein
Exons: 13
Coding region: 217-2157 (646 amino acids)
Source: RefSeq, a predicted model, not a curated record
UUAAUUGAAAGUAAAAAAAGUUUGAGAAUCUUUCAGUUGUGUCAGUGUCACCCUCGAAAGGGCUUGCCAGUGUUUCUGUUUCUCUUGACCGCUCUAGAGUACUGGAUAGAUAGCUUAGAACCCCAACCGUUCUUCACUAUUAUUAAGGGAGUAUAAAACACUGCUGCACCAAAAUCUGCUCCUCAUUUCUGCAGAACUCAAACUCCGCCUUUUCCUAUGGCAACACUCUAUAAACUCGCAUCCUUCGUUUCAAUCUCCUACCACAAGCCCUUCUUGUACCAUAAACAACAACAACUACAACAACGAGAAAUAAAUCUCGCAACUUGUGCUUGUUCAAUCAAGAAACCCAGGGGUAGUCGGAAGGUAAAGAACAAUGUGGAGCUUUGCAACGAUUUGCGUGAAUUUGUAUCAACUUUUGGACUGCCAGAGGGUCAUGUACCUUCAAUCAAGGAGCUUCAAGAUCAUGGAAGGAAUGACCUGGCAAACGUUGUGAGACGGAGAGGAUAUAAACUUAUUAGAGAUCUUCUUUCAAGUUCAACUGAAUCAGACAGUGAUGAGCUGCCUAAUAUGGAGAAAAAUUUAGCUAAAGGACAGGAUACAAUCAAUCAUAGUGCAGAUAUUAUAGCAACAGAAGGUCAGGAUGAGAAGGUGAAGGAUUGUUCCUUGUCAACUGAAGUUACUAUCACCAAGAACCAUUCUGGAAAUAUAGAUUUUGAGCUGGAACACAAAUCUGGUGGGCAGAUUUGCAUGCCAAUAGAGUCGCCAGUCGAUUUGACAUUGGAGAAGAAGGCCUUGUAUGAUGUAGAGCAGCCAGAUGAAAAUUUUCAAAUCAUAGUCAAAGAUAGACUGUUGUCGUCAUCCUUAAGUUCUUUUGAACAACAAGAUGAGGAAGUUAAAUGUAUGGUUGAAGAUAAUUCCAUGUCAACUUCAUUGUAUGAUGUGGAACAGCAAGGUGAAGAAGACUUAAGCAUGGUCAAACAAUUUUCCUUGUCAGCAGAAGUUUCCAUUGCUGACAGCAAUCUUGGUGUCUUGAAUGUGUAUCCAGAUCUCAACUCCAAUGAAGAUACUUCCAUGCCUGUAGAAACUUCAGCUACUUUUUCCUUUGAGGAAAAAGUAAAAAAUGAUUCAGUUCAGGAUGAGAAGGUCAGCAUUGGAGCGGAAGAAAUGUCAUUGUUGAGUGGGGUUUCAGACACACAAUAUUAUGCCAAUGUGAAAAAUAUUUCGGGUCUCAUUGAUAACAAUAAUAGUUGCAUGCCAGCCAAUUCAUCAUUGGUGGAAAAGGUGGCAAAGUUCAUUCAGAAUGGAGAUUUGGAUACCAUUGAAGAUAAUGUCUAUGGCUUGUCAAAUGAGAGUGGUAGUGGAGAAAGCAAGGAAUUUAGGGAACCAGAAAACAUUGCUGAAGAUCAUUCAAAGAUCUCAUCUGAAGAGAACUUUGAAAAUGUAGUUGGUGAAAGUGAUACUGCUUCAACAUUAAAUGAAAAUUUAUCAACAUCCAUGCAAGUUGUGCCUUCUGUGACAGUAAGCCGUGCCCUCAGGAAUGAAUCACCAGCUGAAGGUCUUGCUGGUGCUGAUGUUGAUCAGGAUUUGGAUAUAGAGAUGAACAAAAAGGACAAUCAGAUUGAGAUUAAUCACCUCAAAUUCGUACUGCAUCAGAAAGAGUUGGAAUUAUCCCAGUUGAAGGAACAGAUUGAAAAGGAAAAGAUUGCUUUGUCUGCUUUGCAAACCAAGGCUGAGAGAGAAAUCAGCAAAGCGCAAAAACUUAUCUCAGAAAAAGAUGCUGAAUUACUUGUUGCUGAAGAAAGCCUUGCAGGACUAGUGGAGGUUGAGGUUGCGUAUUGUGGGAAUGGUGAAAUGGUGGAGGUAGCAGGUAGCUUCAAUGGUUGGCAUCACCCGGUUAGACUGGAUCCUCAGCCAUCCUCUAGCAUCAAAGAUCAUUUUGGAUCAAGUCUGUAUUUUGUUUUAACUGCGAGGGAAUCCAGAGCUCACUGCGAUGCAUGUUUGCCCAGGAAAUCCAGACUCUGGUCAGCAAUGCUGUGGCUUUAUCCUGGGGUAUAUGAGAUAAAAUUCAUUGUUGAUGGCCAUUGGAGGGUUGAUCCUCAGAUGGAAUCGGUUACCAAGGGUGGAAUUUGUAACAAUGUUCUCCGAGUCAACAGAUGAUAUUGUAUUUCGGCAUUCUGGGUGGAAGGAUACUCUAGCAAUCUUUCUGAACUUGAGUACAGACAUGACAUGAUAGAUUGGGUGGUUGAAAUAUCCGUAUAGAUGGUGAGCAUUUGAGCUGCGAAGAAAGGGUCUUAGCUUCUGUGCAGUAUUUAUAAUUCCAUGUUCUUCAAGAUAAAGCCAAAAUCCAUUGCUUGCAAGAACCUGGUUAGCAGCAAGAAGAAACCUGAGACUUGCUAUGCUAUGCAUAGGGAUGAAGUCGAAGCGUUGAUGCACUCCUGGGGUGCCACAUGCCUGCAGGUUUGUUCUAGCUAGAGGGACAUAGCAAGAUUCGCAGAAGGAAUGGGCUGCUGAAUGUGCAUUUGUAAAUUUUAACUGGCGAGAUAUAAGAAACCUCGAGUAGAUCAGAUUUGAAAUGGACGUCUUUCUUUCCGGUCCUUGAUUUUUGCAUUUUUCAAUUCUCAAGUUGCCUCUUUUAGGUGUUAGUCUUAGAGGG